UCUGCCGUUAGGGCACCCUCUUCCCUUGCUCCACACCGGCUCUCCCGUCAGCCUCCACGUGCUGUUGUGUGUGCGCUCCCCAGGUUUCUUUAAAAGUGAAGAUUUCGUCGGAUUUCCUAGUUAAGUUGCUUUUACAGAAUUAACAGGUCUCCAAGAAAUAAUAAAAAGGUCAUUAUUGCUGUGAUUUGAGCUCAGCAUGGCUGUAGUCAUCCGUUUACUGGGGCUUCCUUUUAUUGCUGGGCCUGUGGAUGUUCGUCACUUUUUCACGGGAUUGACUAUUCCUGAUGGAGGAGUGCAUAUAAUUGGAGGGGAAAAGGGGGAGGCUUUUAUUAUUUUUGCAACAGAUGAAGAUGCAAGACGUGCCGUAAGUCGUUCUGGAGGGUUUAUCAAGGAUUCAUCUGUAGAGCUCUUUCUUAGCAGUAAGGCAGAAAUGCAGAAGAUUCUAGAAAUGAAAAGAACUGAUCACAUAGGAAGAGAGCGGCCAGGAUCUGGGGCAUCAAGGGUUGGCUGCUUAAGUAAUUUUGUUGAGGAUGUUAAAGAAGAAGCAAGUAAUUCUGGAUAUGGCUCUCCGAUUAAUCAAGAUGCUGGGUUUCAUGCUAAUGGUACAGGACAUGGUGAUUUAAGGCCAAGAAAGACACGGCCAUUGAAGGCUGUGAAUCCUUACUUGUUUCUACGAGGUUUGCCUUACGUAGUAAAUGAAGAUGAUGUACGUGUCUUUUUUUCUGGUUUGUGUGUGGAUGAAGUAAUUUUCUUAAAACAUGAUGAUGGCCGAAAUAAUGGUCAUGCCAUGGUAAAAUUUGCUUCAUGUAUUGAUGCUUCAGGAGGUCUUAAAUGUCAUAGAAGUUAUAUGGGUUCCAGAUUUAUAGAAGUAAUGCAAGGCUCAGAACAACAGUGGAUUGAUUUUGGUGGUAGUUCAGUUAAGGAGGGUGACAUUCCUGUGAGAACUGAAGAACAUUCUCCACCAAGAGGAAUCGAUGAUAGACAUUUUCGAAAACGAUCUCAUUCAAAAUCUCCCAGAAGAACACGUUCUCGUUCCCCUCUCGGGUUUUAUGUUCACUUAAAAAACCUGUCCCUAAGUAUUAACAAAAGAGAUAUAAGGAAUUUCUUUAGAGAUACUGAUCUGACUAAUGAACAGAUUAGGUUUUUAUAUAAAGAUGAAAGAAGAACAAGAUAUGCCUUUGUGAUGUUCAAGACUCUGAAAGACUAUAACAGUGCUCUGGGUUUACAUAAGACUGUUUUACAAUAUCGUCCAGUUCUUGUUGAUCCAAUUUCUAGAAAACAAAUGUUGAAGUUCAUUGAAUGUUAUGAAAAGAAAAGACCAGCAUCAAUAGAGAAAGAGAAGCUUGGACGUGUUUCACAAAAAUACUCUCAAGAAGGCUACUCUGGCCAGAAACUGUGCAUAUAUAUAAGAAAUUUUCCAUUUGAUGUUACAAAAGCUGAAGUGCAAAAGUUCUUUGCAGACUUCUCUCUUGCUGAGGAUGACAUUUACUUGCUUUAUGAUGACAAAGGAGUUGGUCUGGGAGAAGCAUUGGUGAAAUUCAAAUCAGAAGAACAGGCCAUGAAAGCUGAACGUCUAAAUCGUCGAAGAUUCUUGGGGACAGAGGUAUUGUUAAGACUCAUAUCUGAAGCACAAAUGCAGGAGUUUGGUGUAAAUUUUUCCAGUAAGAGAAGGCAAGACCAUUCACAGUCAUGUGAUAGAGAAGACCCUGCCCAUUCCUUUGACUCAAAUGACCCACCAGGAUACACAAGGGGCCAUUCUGUAAACUUUAGGCAUCAGGACAGUUUCAAGCAUGCCCAGGGGGAUUUCCAGCGGCCCGAGCGGUGCCCUCCAGAAGACCUCAGGCGCUCCCCAGAGGACCUCAGGCACCGGCGAGAGGGACAUUUCCGGAGGCCUCCCGAGGAGGACUUGAGACGGCACUGGGAGGAUUUCAGGUACCAUCGGGAAGAGGGCUUAAGUCACCCCAGGGAGGAGGACUGGAGGCGGCCACCAGAGGACGAUUUCAGGCCUCCUAGGAGGGACUUGAGACGAUCCCCCGAGGACUGGAGGUGGCCCUCGGAGGAAGACCGGAGGCGACCUCCCCAGGGCGAGUUCAGGCGGCCACUGGAGAAGGAUUGGAGGGGCCCCCCGGAGGAGGAUUGGAGACGACCCCCCGAGGCUGACUUCAGGCGGCUUCCCCAGGGGGAGUGGAGGCGCCGACCCAAGGAGGACCUCAGGCGGCCCCCGGACGAGGAUUUCAGGCGGCUCAGGGAGGAAGACUUCAGGCAGCCUUCGGAUCAGGACUUCAGGCGGACUCCCGAGGAGGAUUUCCGGGGUUCUCCUGAGGAGGACUUGCGGCGGCGGCGGCCCCAGGAGCACUUCCGGAGGCCGCCCCAGGAGCACUUCCGACGGCAGGAGCCUUUCCGGAGGCCGCCCCCGGAGCACUUCAGGCACCCCCUGGAGGAGGAUUUCAGGCGCCCCCGGGAUGAAGACUUCCGGCGCCUUCCGGAUGAAGACCUUAGGCACCCUCGUGAGGAGCACUUCCGGAGCCCCCAGGAGGAAGAUUUCAGACGCCCUGCUGAUGAGGACUUCAGGCGGCUCCCGGAGGAAGAUCGCGGGGAGGCUCCGGAGGAGGACUCGAGACUUCUGGACCAUUUCGGGCCGCCCGGGGAGGAGUUCCGGAGCCCACCCGAUGAUUUUAGAAGUCAUCGUCCUUUUGUGAAUUUUGGUCGCCCAGAAGGUGGCAAAUUUGAUUUUGGAAAGCGUAACGUGGGAAGUUUUCCUGAGGGGAGAUUUAUGCCUGAUCCAAAGUUAAAUUGUAGUUCAGGUAGAAUAACACCUAUUAAAAUAAUGAAUCUUCCAUUUAAAGCUAAUGUUAAUGAAAUUCUAGACUUUUUCCAUGGUUAUAGAAUUAUACCUGAUUCAGUUAGGAUACAGUAUACUGAGCAAGGAUUACCUACAGGGGAAGCCAUUGUUGCUAUGAUAAACUAUAACGAAGCCAUGGCUGCUAUUAAAGAUUUAAAUGACAGGCCAGUUGGCCCGCGCAAGGUUCGGUUAAUUUUGCUCUAGAGAGCACUUUCGAAGUCGGAGUUACCUCUUCCCAGUAUUGAUACAGUAAAAUGCUUUCAUGUUUUUUUAAAAAGUGUUUAUUUUAAUUAUCUAAUGAAACCAUUUAAAAUUGACCUGUGACUAGAACAAAUGUAAGUAGUAGAAUGUAAGUCUAGUUUUCUUUUGCUUGCAAAUUGUCGUUUUUUUCUAAUUAAAAUUAUAUGGUUUUCUUUUGUUUUUUUGGUUGUUGUUGAUUGACAGUAGGGAAGAGGACUAAUUCCCUGAGUGCAUUAGUUUUUUUGUUGAUAUCCUGGGUAAACCUCAAGACCUGUAUGAAGUAGAGCUGUAUUUGAAUAAGAUACAUUUUAUAUUCACUUUUGUUUGCAUUCUGUAGUCUGCAUCUUUUACUAAAAAAUGUAUAAGGAAAUGGUCAGUAACUGGUUGUUCAGGUUUAACAUUUUCAUGGGGACUGCCUGCAGAAUUAAUGCCCUCUUUCUUGUCUGAGAUAUUACUGUUAAGCUUCCCAUUAUCAAUACUUCAAAGUGAACAUACUGUGAACUUGAAAUUUAGUUAUGUAAAAAAGUUAGGAGAUUCUUAGUUUCUAUGUUCAUAACUUGAAAAGUUUUAUAAAAAUAAAAAAAUUAAAACUGGAGAGACCAACUAAUUAACUUGUAUUUGUAUAAAAGGUAAAAAGAAUUACAGCUUCUUUUGUGAAGUUUUUCAGCAGCUACAUUAAAUAUUUAUAUUAGUGCA
Molecule: messenger RNA, 3778 nt
Organism: Myotis brandtii (Brandt's bat)
Lineage: Eukaryota; Metazoa; Chordata; Mammalia; Chiroptera; Vespertilionidae
Gene: RBM12B
Product: RNA binding motif protein 12B
Exons: 3
Coding region: 197-3046 (949 amino acids)
Biological process (GO): regulation of RNA splicing
Cellular component (GO): ribonucleoprotein complex; nucleoplasm
Molecular function (GO): RNA binding
Source: RefSeq, a predicted model, not a curated record